CACAGGGCGCGCAGGCGCGGUGCGAGCGGGAUGGCGGCGGGACGAUGCUGACGCCUGGUAGCGCAGGCUGUGCCCGGCAACAGCGACACGGCCAUGGCCCGGCUGGCCGACUACUUUGUGCUGGUGGGCUUCGAUCACGACAAGCGAGGGAGUGGUGAUGGUCAGGGACGGAUUAUCCAGCGAUUUCCUGAAAAGGAAUGGGAAGACAACCCCUUUCCAGAGGGCAUUCAGUUGUUUUGUCAGCCUGGUGGAUGGCAACUGGUCCUUGAAAGGAAAUCACCAAACUUCCUUGUGGCUGUUUUAACAGAUAUCAACUCAGAACGGCAUUCUUGUGCAUGUUUCACCUUUUGGGAAGCAGUAGAAAGUUUACAGCCCCAGCAGAACCAUGCAAAUGUCACUGAAGAAGAAGACUCAAAAUUUAUCCAGGCUCCACAGCUAUUUGCCCCAAAAAGUCUGGUUCUAGUUUCACAGUUGGAUCAUACUGAAGUGUUCAGGAAUUGCCUCGGACUCAUCUACACCAUUUACAUUGACUGCCUGGAUUUUCCGUUGGAGACGGUGAUUGGGAACCUGCUAACAUGCAUCGUUCCCAUCACAGGAGGAUCUCAGAGAACAAUCUCACUCGGAGCAGGAGACCGUCAAGUGAUACAAACCCCGAUCAAUGAUGCGCUGCCAGUCACUGGUUGCAGUGUUGCACUAUUCCUCAAACAAUUGGGUAUUAACAAUGUAUUGGACCUUUUCUGUGCUGCCCUAACCGAACACAAGAUUCUGUUCCUGUCCUCCAGUUACCAAAGGCUGACAGAAGCCUGCCGAGCACUUCUUUCCCUCAUGUUCCCUCUAAAAUACAGUUUUACCUAUAUUCCAAUCUUACCAGCACAGUUAAUUGAAGUGCUGUGCAGCCCGACCCCAUUCAUCAUUGGAAUUCACUCUUCCUUCCGAGCAGAUAUGCAGGACUUGUUGGAUGUAAUUGUGGCUGAUCUAGACGGUGGCACAGUUGUAAUCCCAGAGUGUAUCCACAUCUCCGUUCUGCCAGAGCCGUACCUGUACCAGACACAAACUGCACUUUGCAUGGUUUUGGACCCAGAGUUAGAGUAUGCUGAUUAUGCCUUCCCACCUUCCUCUAUGUCAGCGUCUUCAAUGAAAUUCCAGGAUAAAGAAAUCCGAGCUGUCUUCCUGCAUUUGUUUGCACAACUGUUUCAAGGAUACCGUUGGAGUCUGCAAAUCAUUCGUGUUCAUCCUGAGCCAGUCAUUCGUUUUCACAAGGUAGCUUUUUUGGCACAACGAAUAUUGCUGGAUGAUGACUUUCUCAUUAAAGUCCUUGAUGGAAUGGCUUUUGCAGGAUUUGUAUCAGAAAGAGGCUCCCCGUAUCGAGCAUGUGAUUUGUUUGAUGAGUUGGUAGCAAAUGACAUAGAGAGAAUUCGAUCAGAAGAGGGAAACCCACAGAAGGUUCUGAAACACAUAAAGGAAAUAUCGGAAAAGCUUCACCGGAAUGAGAACCCUUAUCCAGCAGUCGCAAUGCACAAAAUACAGAAACCAACUGAGGGAUCCCACUUGCGGUUGCAACGAAGCACCUUCCCUCAACUGGACGAAGGCAUGGUGCAGUGGUUUAUCGACCAGGCCUCAGCCAAACUAAAGAAUGUUCCACCUGCUGUUAAAGUCGAGAUGAAGUGCAUAGUGCCCAUGGGACAUCCAACUGCUCUAAUUGAUCGAAAUGGUAUCAUCCUCGCCAACAGUGCCCGACGGUUAGAGGUUGUCAGGAAUUGUAUUACAUACAUAUUUGAAAAUAAAUUGUUGGAAGCCAAAAAGUUGCUGCCUGCCAUGUUGAGAGCCCUCAAGGGACGUGCUGCUCGACAAUGCCUCACCCAAGAGUUGAAUUUACACGUUCUGCAAAAUCGAGCGGUCCUCGAUCAUCAACAGUUUGACUAUGUUGUCCGGAUGAUGAACUGUGCACUACAGGAUUGCACACCAUUGGAUGAACAUCUAGUUGCAGCUACUCUCCUCCCAUUGGUUACAGCUUUCUGCAGAAAACUGGGUUCUGGCGUCACACAAUUUGCCUACAGCUGUGUACAGGAACAUUUGGUAUGGACUAACCUUCAGUUCUGGGAAGCCAUGUUUUACAAUGAUGUACAGAACCACAUCCGAGCAUUGUAUCUGGAAAUGGAAUGUGAUCAUCUCACAGAAACAGGUUCUGUCAAUGGUGAGCGGGAGCAGAAAUCAGCACUCGGGGUGGCAGCAGAGCAAUUGCGUCUGUGGCCAACCUACAGCAAAGAGAAGCAACAAGAACUGAUUGAUAAAGAGGAGAGCACAGUAUAUAGUCAGGCCAUUCACUAUGGUAAUCGCCUCACCUACCUGCUCCUGCCACUUGACACCAGCAAGAAUCGCCUUCUUCGUUCCACAGCCAUUGGAGACAUGGAGAGUGUCAGCAACAGUUUUGUAACAAACAGUAUUGCCGGCAGUGUAGCUGAGAGUUAUGAUACUGAAAGUGGAUUUGAGGACGCGGAGACUUCUGAUGUGGCAAAUUCAGUCGUUCGAUUCAUCAACAGAUUUGUGGAUAAAGUGUGCACGGAGAGUGGUGUCAGUAGUGAUCACCUGAAAGCACUUCAUGCCAAUUUACCAGACAUUGUACAGAUGCAUAUUGAAACAUUGGAUGCUGUUCAUCGAGAAAGCAAGCGCCUGCCUCCCAUUCAGAAGCCUAAACUUCUGCGCCCCAGUCUACUAAUUGGUGAGGAUCUGGUAAUGGAAGGACUGCGAGUAUUUAUGGAGCCUGAUGGACGGGAAGAAUCAAUGGGAGGUUCAGUGGGAGGUCCAAGCAUCCUUCCAGCAGAGGGUGCCAUUUUCCUAACCACCUACCGCAUCAUCUUCAAAGGGGUUCCCACAGAAACCCUGGCGGGGGAGCAGACUGUGAUUCGCUCGUUCCCUGUUGCCUCGUUCACGAAAGACAAGAAGAUUAGUCCGCAUUUACGUGCAGAGCAAGAACCUCAGGAUAGGCUCCAAUUGCGUUCCUCCACUUUUCAGUUGAUGAAAAUAGCUUUUGAUGAAGAGGUGGGAUCUGAGAUGGUGGAACUAUUUCGGAAACACAUCCACAAACUGAGAUAUCCGCAGUACGUGCACAGCAGCUUUGCCUUCACUGUUGGUCAGUCGGUUAAGCAGGUAAUGGAGCCAAAGCAGAAGGAGAAGAAUCCAUCACUGAGAACCAUGUCCAAGAAUAUCAUGAAGAAUGCAAAGAAAACAAUUGGGAGGCAGUACGUCACCAGGAAAAAGUUCACACCUCCAACACUGGACCAACGGGGCAUUCCUGCGCAUGGUGACAAUUUAGACCAAAUUUCUGUUUCAGAUGAGAUGGAGCAAAGUGCAUUGACGCUUUCCAGCACAAUUAGAUCAUCAGAUAAGUCAACCAUGAGUCACAUGAUAGAGCGAGCUUGUUGCCGUGACUAUCAGCGCCUCGGCUUGGGCACGCUCAGUAAUAGUUUGACGCGGUCAAAGAAUGAACCAUUCCGUAUAACAACAGUAAAUCGCAUGUAUGGUGUCUGCAGGAGUUAUCCCAGCCUCCUGAUUAUCCCACAGACGAUACAAGAUAGCACGAUGCAACGCAUUUCACGGUGUUAUAGACAGAACCGCUUCCCUGUUGUGUGUUGGAAGAAUUCACGCUCUAAGUCAGUGCUUCUGCGAUCAGCUGGACUGCAUGGAAAGAGUGUUGUUGGCUUCUUCAAAUCUCAGAAUGCACCAACUGCAGGACCUUCGCAGACAGACUCCACCAGUUUAGAGCAAGAGAAGUAUCUCCAGGCAGUGAUCAAUUCCAUGCCACACUAUGCAGACACGGGUGGGCGCAACACUCUCAGUGGCUUCACUUCUGCUCACAUGCACAGCUCAGACUCAUCUGAUAAACAGAGGCAGCCAAAGAUUGGUGUACUGAUAAAACAGGUGAUGGGUGGAAAGGAAGAUGUGCCGAGUACUUUCAGUCGCGGAGUAUUAGGAAACAGAGCCAGAGUCAUCACUCUGGCAAAUCCAAGGGCCACAUUGAAGGGGAGAGAAAGCCCUCAAGGGAAAUGGGGCAGUAUCCGGGGUAGUGGACGAUUGAGUGCUUAUUCCUUGAAUGCAGAUGUGGGGAUCCGAUUAGCAGGAAAAGAAACAUUGUCGCUGCAGGCAAAUGGAGGUCCAUCAGACUCGCACUAUUUCAGGCAGCAGCGAGUCGGCCUAUACAUCAUCGGGGACAAGUCUCAGCUAAAAGGGGCAAAACAGGACCCGCUGCAACAGUGGGAGGUUGUCCCUAUUGAGAUAUUUGAUGUACGACAGGUGAAGAACAGCUUUAAGAAGCUGAUGAAAGCAUGUGUGCCAAGUUCAGCGUGCACCGAAUCGAACACAUCCUACUACCAUUCACUGGAGGAAUCAGACUGGCUCUCACAGUUGCACAAGUUGCUCCAGGUCUCAGUGCUGGUUGUUGAGUUGUUGGACAAUGGAUCCUCGGUGCUCAUCAGUCUGGAGGAUGGCUGGGAUGUAACCACUCAGGUAGUGUCCUUAGUGCAGUUGUUGUCUGACCAACAUUACAGAACAUUGGAGGGCUUCCGUCUUCUGAUUGAGAAGGAAUGGCUGUCAUUUGGGCACCGUUUCAGUCAUCGUGGUGCUCAGACAAUGGCCAGUCAGAGCAGUGGCUUCACACCAGUCUUCCUACAAUUUCUUGACUGUGUACAUCAGAUUCAUUUGCAAUUUCCGAUGGAGUUUGAGUUCAGUCAAUAUUACCUAAAAUUUCUGGCAUAUCAUUACGUAUCCAACCGCUUCCGAACUUUCUUGCUGGAUUCUGAUCAUGAAAGGAUUGAACUUGGACUAAUGUACGAAGAGAAAGGUGAGAAAAAGAGCCAACACAUAUACAAAUCAGUGUGGGACUACAUUGACAGACUGAGUAAGAAAACGCCAAUCUUCUUCAAUUAUCUGUAUGCACCCGAAGAUGGAGAGGUUUUGAGACCAUAUGGAAACAUUUCCAAUCUGAAGGUUUGGGAUUAUUACACACACGAGACACUUUCUGAAGGGCCACCGUAUGAUUGGGAGCUGGUGUAUGGUCGACGAGAACAAGUGGAUGACGGGGAAAGAAUGGAUACCAUGGCACCACAGACUCAUCGCAAGAUUGUCUGGCCCUGUUAUGACAACCAGAAUAAGACAGAACCUGAUGCUAUCAGUAAACUCUUGGAGGAGAUGCAGAUGCUGGAGUGUGAGCUGGGUCAAGUGCCAGGUAAAUGGAAAGAGACUUGGGACAAGAUCAAAACAACCCAGCGGACUGAGAGCAUGCAGGAGGGUAAGCACUUGUCUUCAAGUUCCCUGUUGAUAUCAUCAAGCCUGUCACACCAUCGGCGAUCGCAGUGUGUUUAUUUGCAUGAGGCAGCUGUUGGUUCCACUUUGAAUCUAAGUCUGGACACGGACAGCAGCACAACGUCCACUCCCUCCAGUGGUAUCAUGGGCCGCAAGAGCACAAGCACCUUGUACAGCCAGUUCCAGACAUCAGAAAGUGAACACAGGUCAUACGAGGGAAUACUGUACAAGAGGGGUGCUUUACUGAAAGCUUGGAAAUCGCGCUGGUUCGUACUUGACAAAACCAAACAUCAGCUGCGAUAUUAUGACAGUAAAUCAGACGUCGAUAUGAAAGGAAUUGUGGAUCUUGCAGAGGUGGAAUCUGUUACUUUGGGAACUGUGGCAAUGGGAGCUCCAAAAAAUAUUGAGGAAAAGGCCUUCUUCGAUUUGAAGACGACAAAAAGAGUUUACAACUUCUGCGCCCAGGACUGCCAGAGUGCCCAGCAGUGGAUUGAUAAAAUUCAGAGCUGCUUGUCAGAUGCGUGAGCACUGCAGACAAUGCCCAUGUAUGGCUGGGUAGAGAGCUUGUAUCAUCGGGAUCUCUCACUAAUGGACAACCGCUGCUGUACUGACCCAGAGCAUAGCGGGAAUCAGUAACUCUCAGCCACUCAAUCACAGUCCGUAAGAAUUGGGUGACAGUGAUUGAACGUCUUGCUACCCACAUCAAGCAUUGACGCACUUGUGUAUUUGUUGACGGAAGUCUGUUUGAGAGUCAGGAGCUGUUCAGAGAUAGUCAAGAGUUGUACAUUUUUAACCACUAAAGAUGGUACAGAUUAGAUUGAGAAUAAAGCCAACACAAAACCCUUUAAUCCUUUCUUCCUCAGAAUUUUGGUGCAGAAAGAUUUCCUCUGCUGGUUGUGUUAGGGUUGACAUUUUAGGUCACCAUUGCAUAACCUAAAUAUCAAAGGUUAAAAAUCUCUUACACCAAUUUAAUUCAGAGGUUCCAGGGCAUUUUUGUGGAUAUAUUGUGUUUUCAGAGAGGAUGUGGAUUGAUGAUCCUCCUUUCAGCUGUUUCUAUUAUUGACCUUGUGAUAUAUUUGUAAUUAGUGUUUGCAACAUGCUUAUUCCCUUUGUGUGAAUCUGUAAGCCUGUGAGGCAAGCAGGAGACCUUAACGGUUGGAGGAUGCAGUUCUUGCAUCAAAAACAAGUUAAUUCCAAAUGAGUGGAAUGUUUAUAAAGUCUCUCACCUUCAAGUGAAUUCUGUAAUAAAAAGAUAGGCUUUAAUAAAAGAUCUCAGUCUGCUGCUCACAAAUAGAUUUGGGAAUAAAUCUUGCUCGGGUCUGAUUUUUGAUAGGUUGGUGCCCUGAGUGAAAUCCCAGUCCGACACAGCUGAGGAAUGCUGCAGAAAUCUGCAAACAGCUUUGCCAAGAGGAUAACUAUGGCUGUUUGCAGCCAGUGGGACAGGAAUGAGUACAGAUACAGUGUGUGUUGAGGGAGUGUCAACGUUCCUUUAAAAUGAUUUGAUUCCUUCAGACUGCAUACAGCAAUAGGACAACGAGGGACGUUUGUGUGAUUGGUCUACAUUACCUUAUGCAAAAGAGGUUAGGACUUGACGAUGGUAUAGACUCAAUGUUUACAGAUACAGCUGUGAAAGGGGGUGUGCGGUGAAGGUGGAUUGACCAACUCUUUCGUCCAGGCUGCCACUAUCCCUCUACCUCCCAACUGGCUUUGUCUUCCCUUCCAUUGAGUCAUAAUGGCACAUAUUGAUUCUGUUGAAUUUCAAAAGGCAGAUGGGAUGGGUAAGGGUACCUGGGAGUGGGAGAAUGAGGGAGCUGCUAAUGCCGCUGGGUGGCUGCACAGAAACAUCACAGCUGUGAGAAUAUUCUAGCAGUGUUGUAGCGUUAAUUCUGUUGUUAGUGAUGUACAGCUGUACAUAGUUUAAUCCAUGUUCUAUUUAUGCAACAGCUUCCUAAUUAUCGAUGUACAGGUUGAAUGAUAUUUAGUUUAUGUGUCCACAUAUAUUUGCAUCAUUUCCAGUGUUUCUUUGAAGAAAGCAAAGUCACUGAACCAGCAGUACAGUACGCUGAUCGAUGGCUCAAUAUUGUGCAUCCUGCCAACCCACUACAAUAGAGAUUUCAUAAGCAUAUCUGCUCUCCUCAAACAUCAGGAAUCAAUAACACGAUUAGUUUCAGAGUUCACAGUGCAGCAUCUCACCACUGAUUUUCACCAUUCUAGACCACAGCAGAUGGGUUAUUUGACACAUCCAAUUGGUAGCUCUUGACAAAUCUGUCCAAAAGUAGAAAAAUCCAUGUGUUGAGGGGAGUGAAACUGAUGGCCCCGUGACUUGGAGUCCCAACUUCUCGCAAUUUGUGUUCAAAUAUAAUUAGGCUGUUUCAGUAUACGGUUUCCAGGUACAACUUAUCUUGUUGUUUAGUGUAUUGUGACUGCCAAGUUAGGAAUACUGAUUCUAUCUCUCAACUCAUUCUUUCUCACAGUUUACAGCUUGUACUUAUGUGAUCUCACUGUGCUAUUCCAGUGUCUUAACUUCUGUAAUGUUGUUUGUGGUUCUCUGCUGUCAGAUCUUUGAUCAGAUUAUAUUAGACAAACUUGAUUCCAGUUAACAUCUAACAUUGUUCAAGUUUUACAGAGUCACAAUAAGAGACCUGGGGAUUAUUGCUGGCCACACUGAGAGCCUGGGAGGUGCACAUUGUGUUUGUAGAAGGAAAACACUGCCCUUAAAAUAGUUGAUUUAUUUCAACCAUUUGUGCAGGUUUGGCAUGAAAACUUAUAUUUCUGACAAGUUCAACAAGCACUUGAUCUCCCAAUAUCACAAAGCAUUGAAAUAUAUUCUAAAGCCUGAAAUAACUUUUCCAGUAUUAACCUUAACAUAACCAUCCAAAUUAAAGGGCGUUUCAUUAAUAUUUCAAGUUGGAGCAAGGUGUUGGAAUGAGUGGAAGUGGCCUUUCAUUCCCAGUUAAUGUGCCUCAUUGUCAUCCUGCUCACAAGACUACCUCACUGAGGUUUUAUUUUACUGCAAUACCACGCUGGUUGUACUUUGUACAGUGCUAGAAUAAAAACAGAAUGUGUUGGAAAUGCCCACCAGUCUUUCCAAUGAAUGGUACAUGAAACAUGCAUUUUUUUAAAGCAAUUUUAGAACUAGUGUAUUUCAAUUUAUUUUCAUUUCUUGGGAAUGCACUAGAAUUAAUACCAUGUCCCUCAAUGCAAAUUAUGGAAACUGAGUAAGAUCAGUGAGCUUCCAGUAUUGCUUACAGAUAUGGGCUAUGGAUUAGUACCAACAUAGAUGCAAGACAGUACAAAUUCCUGUCUGUGGUUGCUUGUUUGCCCCAACAUUUUUUUUUUUUUUUAAAUAGUGUAUAUUGUGUUCUCAUUUGUUCAUGUGGGAGAGCAUAUUCAUACCCCAUUCAGUGUGUUCCAAAUCAACCAGAACAAAUGUCAGGUGCAGAAUAAUGCUUGCUUUAGAUUAAUUUUCUCAGAUUAAAUUUAACAGUUUGCAGUUCAGGUUAAGUCCAGAAUACAGCCCACUCUCUACUGUCCCAUCAAACGCUGCAAACUAGAAACAGUAUUGAGAGAUGUAAUAAAGCUCCUUUUCCAUUUAUUAAACUAUCCCAGGGCCGAUGCGGCAUGGAUGGGAAACUUUCACCAUGCUAUAAAAUACAGGUGGGCCCAGGUAAAAAGGUUUUACCACAUUUUUACAAUAAUGUGCAUAACCUUUUAGAUUACUUUUCCAUCCACCUUCUGACAUUCCUUUUCCAUGUGUCAGCUGAUUGGAAUAUUCUUGGUCAUCAGAAAUGAUUUAUUUUUGCUGUGCCUAUUAUAUGGGGUGUGAAACCCCCAUUGUGUUUAAUCCAGUGCAUGAGACUGCGGGAAGAGCCUGAGCAAGAUUGAGAACCAGGUACCAGUGAGAAGUGCACUCUCUCUAGUUUCCAUAACUGGCUGCUACAUUCUACAUCACCUCAUCAAAGUUGGCUUGCAAAAUCUCAAGGAUGGAAAAGAACACCAACUACUUCAACUCUCCAAAGGGGCAUCGGCUCUCUUCAGAUCUCCCAUAUUAGAAAGUUCACUACUUUACAGGGAGAUUGGUGUGAUCCACUCUUGUUUAUAGCUUCUCUUCAUGUGAACCAUCUGAUUCUGCAGUCUGUGUUUUGUAGAACAAUCAUAAGAAAUGCAGACAAUGGCAGCAACUAAUUAUUUGCAGAAACGUGCAAAUUGUCUAGUUGGUGUCUGUUUACCAGACUGGUGUUAGUUAUUGUGUGCAGUGUGUGAUUUGGGGAGCUGACAGUAGGAAAUCACGGUAGAUGAAGUAACAGCUUAUUUGGCACUUCAUGAGAACAUUUUGGCAUAUUGAGCCAUUAAUUUUUGGAUUUUUAAAAUCCUCUGUUCAGGCUGUUUAGUUUAAGCGAUGUUUUCUAUCCCCACAUUUAAAAUCAUUUUAUUCUUGCCCUAAACUUUUAACUUUGAAAAUACUUUUAUUUGAAAUGAUAAAUUUGUACAUAUUCUGAAUUUACAUUUCCUGUAUAAAGAUGGGCGAGUCCAUAUUGUAAAAUACAUUAACCAUGUAGAGUUUGGGAUUUCUAUUAGACUCUGUAUUGUUGUCUCCAAACUGAGUCCUGUAUUGUGCUUAGAGAAAGAGAAAAACUGAAGUUUAAUAAAAUAUAUAUUAAAGUA
Molecule: messenger RNA, 9963 nt
Organism: Amblyraja radiata (thorny skate)
Lineage: Eukaryota; Metazoa; Chordata; Chondrichthyes; Rajiformes; Rajidae
Gene: sbf1
Product: SET binding factor 1
Exons: 42
Coding region: 94-5823 (1909 amino acids)
Cellular component (GO): cytoplasm; membrane
Molecular function (GO): guanyl-nucleotide exchange factor activity
Source: RefSeq, a predicted model, not a curated record